AUGGGGAAGAAGAUGUAUCUGCAACAAAGUACAGAAUCCUCUCAGAUUUGGGCGGGAAAGUUCCUCGAGGAGUUUUGCGCCUCCGGGAAUGAUUCUCACACAUUUGAUACUAGUCUUACAAACAUUGACCGUGGAAUUAUUCAUAAUAUGUGCCGAAAGAUGGGACUUCGAUCAAAGAGUUCCGGGAGUGGGGAUCAAAGGUGUCUUCAGAUUUUCAGACGUGUAGAAAUAAAGAAGAGAGAUGCCAACGAAGAGGAGAAAGGAAGCGGCGAAGGAAAGAAGAAAUCGUCUAAUAAGAAGCUUAAAUGUGUGUCAUUUCCACCAGAGGCAAAACCUGUUUUGCAGGAUUUGUUUACUCGCUAUCCACCUUGUGACGGAGAUACUACAGGGAUAUCAUUGGGCAUUUAUACCGGGCACUUGAGUAAUCAACGGAAAUGGAAAGAUGACUACUUCUGCAAACCUCAUAUGAGCAAAGAAGAUAUUCUAAGUAAGGCGGCGUUUCUGAGUUCUAAACUGGCAAACGAUAAGCGUUUUGGGGAGAUCUAUAAAGCACGAGCAAACCUUCCCAUCGCAUCUUUUAGGGAUGCCAUUAUAUCUGCAGUGGAAUCCAAUCAGGUUGUUCUUAUUGCUGGUGAAACUGGCUGUGGGAAAACUACUCAGGUGCCUCAAUAUCUUCUAGAUCAUAUGUGGUAUAGUAAGCAAGAAUCUUGCAAAAUCAUUUGCACCCAACCACGUCGUAUCUCAGCUAUUUCAGUUUCGGAACGAUUAUCCUGGGAAAGAGGUGAAGUUAUAGGGAACAGCAUCGGCUACAAGGUGCGGCUGAAAAGUAAAGGUGGGAGACAGUCAUCAGUUGUUUUCUGCACGAAUGGCAUUCUGCUGAGGGUGCUUGUAGGCAAAGGCGGUGGUAGUUGUAUUCCUGAUAUAACUCACAUCAUUGUGGAUGAGAUCCAUGAAAGGGAUUGCUACUCUGAUUUCAUGUUGGCGAUUAUAAGGGACUUCCUUCCAGCAAAUCCUCAUCUCCGACUGAUUCUCAUGAGUGCUACUCUUGAUGCUGAGAGGUUUUCCGGAUAUUUUGGAGGUUGCCCAAUUGUCCAAGUGCCUGGAUUCACUUAUCCAGUGAGAACCUAUUAUCUGGAAGAUGCACUCUCUGUCCUGAAAUCAGACAAGAAUAAUCAUCUAAUUUCUGCUGAUUCGAACAAUCCAGAUGGCAAACUUGAUAUUGAAGAUGGAGAUAAAGUUGCUUUAGAUGAAGCAAUCGACUUGGCAUGGAAAAAUGAUGACUUUGAUGCUCUCUUAGCUCUAGUUUCUUCUGAAGUAAAUCAUGAUGUUUAUAAUUACCGGCAAUCAUCGACCUGGCUAACACCACUUAUGGUCUUUGCUGGAAAGGGCAGGACUAGCGAUGUCUGUAAGCUCCUCUUACUUGGUGCUGACUGUAAACUAAAGUCCAAAGAAGGUAUAACAGCAUUAGAAUUGGCUGAAAAAGAGAAUCAAUCUGAAGCUGCUCAAAUAAUCAGGGAACAUAUGGAUAACUUCCAGGCGAAUUCUCAGCUAGCACAAGACUUACUUGACAAGUAUAUGACGACAAUCAAUGCAGAAGAAGUAGAUGUGGAUCUUAUAGCCCGUUUAAUGUGGAAAAUAUGCGGCAAUUCAAAAGUUGGUGCCAUUCUUGUUUUUCUACCUGGGUGGGAGGAAAUAAGUAAAACAAAAGAAAGAUUGCUUGUUAAUCCCUAUUUUGCAGAUAGUGCUAAAUUCAAAAUUUUAUGUCUUCACUCAAGGAUUCCAGCAAAUGAACAGAAGAAAGUUUUUCAACGACCCCCUAAAGGUUGUCGCAAAAUUGUGCUUGCGACAAAUAUUGCUGAAUCAGCAGUUACUAUUGAUGAUGUGGUUUAUGUGAUAGAUAGUGGCCGGAUGAAGGAAAAGAGUUAUGAUCCUUAUAAUAAUGUGUCAACCCUCCAAUCUUCUUGGGUUUCAAAAGCAAAUGCAAAACAGCGGGAGGGUCGAGCAGGCCGUUGCCAACCUGGCAUUUGUUAUCAUCUCUAUUCUAAACUCCGUGCAGCCUCUUUGCCUGAAUUCAGGGUUCCUGAAGUUAGGAGGAUGCCAGUAGAUGAACUAUGCUUACAGGUUAAGAUGCUGGAUCCGAGUUGCAAUGUACAUGAUUUCCUCCAGAAAUUGAUGGACCCGCCUGUGGAUCAAAGCGUUGCAAAUGCCUUAACCAUCCUUAAAGAAAUUGGAGCUUUGACACCUCAAGAAGAGCUAACAGAACUUGGACAGAAAUUUGGUCAGCUUCCAGUUCAUCCUCGGAUUAGCAAGAUGCUUUAUUUCGCCAUAUUAGUGAAUUGUCUGGAUUCAGCACUUAUUCUGGCAUGUGCAGCCGAGACCAAGGAUCCAUUUAUUAUGCCCUUGGUGCCAGGUGAAAGAAAAAAAGCUGCUGCCGCAAAACUUGAACUUGCAUCACUUUAUGGGGACCAGAGUGAUCACCUUGCGACUGUUGCGGCUUUUCACUGCUGGAAAGAGGCAAAAGGAAGAGGUCAAUCUGUGAAGUUCUGUUCUAAGUACUUUGUCUCCUCAAAUGCCAUGAAUACGCUGGAUAAUUUGCGUGACAAGCUUCAUGGAGAACUUAAAAGACAUGGGCUCAUCCCUAGCAAUGACUCAAACUGUAGUCUGAAUGCUCACGAUCCGGGGAUUCUUCGUGCUGUUGUAGCAAUAGGAUUGUACCCUAUGGUAGGAAGAAUGUGCCCACCUUCCAAGAAUAACAAAAGGUCUCUAGUAGAGACUAUCACUGGAGCCAAAGUUCGCGUGCCCUGGAAUUCAAACAAGUCCUCUAGCAAGGAUGAUGAACCUUUAAUUGUUUUUGAUGAGAUCACUCAAGGAGAUUGGGGCGUGCACAUAAGAAGUUACACUGCUCUUCCCACUGUACCGUUGUUACUGUUUUCAGGAGAGAUAGCUGUGGCUCCUACUGAGAGCUGUAAUGACGAGGAAGAUCACGAAAUAGAAAAUGAAGGAGAUGUGAUGGACAUAGAUAAGGCAGCUGGUAGGCCUGGAGAGAAAAUAAUGCUUGCACCAGAAAAUUCAGUCAAGGUGGUGGUUGAUCGGUGGCUGCCUUUCAAGAUUACAGCUAUUGAAAUUGCUCAAAUGUACAUCUUGAGAGAGCGACUAAUGGCAUCCAUUUUGUUCAAGGUAAAACAUCCACAAGAAAAUUUGCCGCCUCAUCUGGGAGCUUCUAUGUAUGCAAUAGCUUGUAUUCUCUCAUAUGAUGGGCUCUUAAAACCUUCAUUUCAAACAGUUGCUGUGGAACCUAGUGCUUCAGUGGUAGAUACAACGGGUCUCAGAGAAGACAUACCUUCCGCUGACCACAAUGAGAGUCAGGGGAAUGACCCGAACACUACUCCAACGGGGUCAAAGCUCGAGUCAGCCAACAUGUCAGGUUUGGGUAACAUGGAAGAGAGCUUGUCUUCCAAUCUCGCUAAUGGGAAUGAGCAACCUGACCCAAACACUGCUCUGACGAAAGAUGCUUCAGCAGUUAAGGAACCAAAGAAGAAGAAGCGUUCAAGGUCCAAAAAGGUCAAAGAGAACAAGCCUUCUGAUCUGACUUAUGGGACUGAGCAAACAGAGCUUAAGCCAGCCGACACUGCUCCAAACACUGAUCCGACGGAUUUAGAUAACAUGGAAGAGUGCUUGCCCUCAAAUCCUGCCAAUGGGAAUGAGCAACCUUACCCAAAAACUGCUUCAACGGAAGCUGCUUCAGCAGUUGAGGAACCAGAGAAAAAACGUUCAAGGUCCAAAAAGCGAAAAGCAGCCAACAACUUGGAUUUGGGGAACACGGAAGAGGACAAGCCUUCUGAUCUGGCUGAUGGGAAUGAGCGAACAGAGCUUAAGCCAGCCGACAAAUCGGAUUUGGAUAACAUGGAAGAGUGCUUGCCCUCAGAUCCUGCCAAUGGGAAUGAGCAACCUGACCCAAAAACUGCUUCGACGGAAGCUGCUUCAGUAGUUGAGGAACCAGAGAAAAAGCGUUCAAGGUCCAAAAAGCGAAAAACAGCCAACAACUUGGAUUUGGGGAACACAGAAGAGAACAAGCCUUCUGAUCCAGCUGAUGGGAAUGAGCGAACAGAGCUUAAGCCAGCCGACAAAUCGGAUUUGGAUAACAUGGAAGAGUGCUUGUCCUCAAAUCCUGCCAAUGGGAAUGAGCAACCUGACCCAAAAACUGCUUCAACGGAAGCUGCUUCAGCAGUUGAGGAACCAGAGAAAAAGCGUUCAAGGUCCAAAAAGCGAAAAGCAGCCAACAACUUGGAUUUGGGGAACACGGAAGAGAACAAGCCUUCUGAUCUGGCUGACAGGAAUGAUCGAACAGAGCUUAAGCCAGCUGACAAAUCGGAUUUGGAUAACAUGGAAGAGUGCUUGCCCUCCAAUCCUGCGAGUGGGAAUGAGCAACCUGACCCAAACACUGCUUUGACGGAAGCUGCUUCAGCGGCUAAGCAACCAAAAAAGAAGAAAUCAAGAUCCAAAAGGCGCAAACUAGAUAACAACUUGAAUUCGGAUGACAACAUGGAAGAAGAGAAAAUGCCUUCCACUAAUGAGAAUGAGCAACCUAUAAACACUGAUCUUACCCAAGCUGCAUCAAUGGCUAACAAUGAGGUUCAAGCAGAGCCAAUGUCAGUGAACAAGUCGGAUUUGAUUGAUGUCAAGAGCAAUGAGAACCCUUUCCCAAACUCAACUUCAACUGAAGCUGCAUCAGUGGAGAAUAAUUAA
Molecule: messenger RNA, 4746 nt
Organism: Arabis nemorensis
Lineage: Eukaryota; Viridiplantae; Streptophyta; Magnoliopsida; Brassicales; Brassicaceae
Source: the annotation of a GenBank genome assembly